UUAAGGUGUUAUCCACACAUAGGUUGUGUUGCUUUUAAUAUUUUUGUGGGAUUUUGACAUUGCUUUUUUUGGUACAAUGGCUAAAACAUUGAUUGUGACAUUCCUCCUUUGUGUUGCUGUAGCCACUGUUGCAGCAGCAACGACCCUUUCACCAACUACAACAACCCUAAAAUCUACAACUACAACAAYACCAGCGGCUCCACCAUCUACAACCAUGGAAGCUACAGUUACACCAACACCAAAGCCUCCAACCACAACCAAAGCUCUGACCACAACUAAAGCUCUGACCACAACUAAAGCUCUGACCACAACUAAAGCUCUGACCACAACUAAAGCUCUGACCACAACAACGAAAUCUCCAACAACACCUGCACCAACUUCAACAGCUACUCCACCAACAGGAACUUCACCAACAGAGGGUUCGAGUGUUUCACCAAACACAGGAUCUUCCCAAACGAACGCUCCCUCCACAGCACCAGUACCUGCAACUCCAAAACCUCCAGGUGCUUGUGCUUCAAACCCAUGUCCUGCUGGAAGCACCUGUGAGGAACAUUUCAACCAGACUUUCUAUUGCYGGUGUCUUCCUGGUGAAGUUUAUAACGGUGUAUUCUGUCUAAGGGCCCAGGUCUUCCCUGGACAGCUAGUCUGGAAGAAAAAAUUUCAGCCUGAAAUGGCCGACAAAACAUCACAAAUAUUUUUGGAGACUUAUUAUGAAAUUUGGUCUGGGGUUCACGAACAGUUUAAAGAUAAAAAUGGAUAUCUUGGACUUGAAGUGCUGGAGCUCCGGGAAAUAGUAUCAAAAGAGAGGUCAACGCAAGGCAAUAUUGAAGCAACAAUACAAAUCGUCUAUGAACCAACUGCUGAAAUCACUGAACAAGAUGUAAAAGAAACAGUGGAAAGCASUCCACUGGCAGACAGCUUUACAGCCAAAAGCCUUUGUGAUUUCGAUCCAUGCGACACUUCAACUUCAACAUGCAAAUCUACAGUCGGCAGUUUCACAUGCARCUGUAAAGAUGGMUAUAAAGAAACAGAUUACAGUGAAAGAUUAUGCGUGGGUAAGGAAAUAUAA
Messenger RNA from Poecilia reticulata (guppy), 1069 nucleotides. Lineage: Eukaryota; Metazoa; Chordata; Actinopteri; Cyprinodontiformes; Poeciliidae. The record is from RefSeq and is a predicted model, not a curated record.